GACAUCGUUAUACGAACAGCAAAUCAAUCAGAGGCUAUUAGAUUGGAUUAGCAAACACGGAGGAAACUGAUAGACAAAGAAAUAUAUAUUUUUAUGUAAUUAUUAUUAGCGUCGUGGUUUCAGAAAGUUUUUAAAGAUAAGGACAAUUCUAUGCUUCGGGGGAACACGACUUUUAAUGAGAUGCUUAUGCGACUUUAGUUGGAAAUUGGAGGGAACAGGACAGGAGAGAGAUCGCUGUCCCGGAUAAGGGGGCUCUGCAUCCAUUCUUACUUUCUUCUUACAAUGAAAUUUCACAAACAAAAAAAUAUAAAUAAAUAACAUGUUUUAAAGAAAUGGAAAAAGAUGGUAGAAAUGAAUUAAAUUUGUGCAUCAGUUGAGCUCAGGAGAAUUUAUGGCUGCUUCAAACACCUAUAUUCAAUGUAACUACCUGAAUCCCAAAUUCCCCACUGUCAACAAUGACCGAUACUAUGCAAACCAUCCGAUAAUCACAAUGAUCGACCAUUGCUCUAGCACAGAGCACCUCAGACAAAUCCAUGCGCAAAUGCUCCGAACUGGCCUCUUUUUUGAUCCUUACUCGACUAGCAAACUCAUUCAAGCAUCUGCUUUGUCUCAAUUCUCCAGCAUUCAGUAUGCUCGCAAAGUAUUCGAUCAAGUUCCCAACCCUAAUCUUUUCUCUUGGAACGCCCUUAUUCGUGCGUACUCUUCGAGCCCCGUUCCCAUUCAUAGCUUCUUGAUGUUCAUUCGACUAACUCAUGAAGGUAGUGAGAAUCCCAAUAAGUUUACUUACCCUUUUGUGAUCAAAGCCUUGGCCGAGCUCUCGGAUUUGCAGGUUGGAAAGGGACUUCAUGGAAUGGUGGUUAAGUCGGGGUUUAUUUCCGAUUUGUUUGUACUUAAUUCAUUGAUUCAUUUUUAUGUUGAAUGUGGUUGUUUGGAAAUGGCAUACCAGGUUUUCUUGAGUAUGCCGAAAAGGGAUGUUGUUUCUUGGAACUCCAUGAUCAAUGGCUUUGCUCAAAGGGAUUGUGCUGACGAGGCAUUAGAUUUGUUCCAAGCAAUGGUGGGGGAAGAUGUGAAACCGAAUGAUGUAACGAUGGUAGGGGUUUUGUCAGCUUGUGGGAAAAAAUUGGAUUUGGAGUUUGGAAGGUGGGUGCAUUCUUAUAUAAUGAAGAAUGGUAUAAGAAUGAGUUUGACUUUGAGUAAUGCCGUUGUUGAUAUGUAUACCAAGUGUGGGAGUAUCGAGGAAGCCAUGAGAUUUUUUGACAAAAUGGAGGGGAAGGAUAUUAUUUCGUGGACAACUAUGCUUGCUGGGUAUGCGAGGUUGGGGGAUUUUGAUGCAGCUAGAAGUCUUCUUGCUGCAAUUCCUUGUCAGGAUAUCGCUCCAUGGAAUGCUCUUAUCUCGGCUUAUGAACAAAAUGGUAAUCCUAAGGAGGCUUUAGCCAUUUUUAAUGAGUUGCAGCUUAGCAAGAAGGCUAAACCUGAUGAAGUCACCCUUGUUAUUACCCUGUCAACCUGUGCUCAGUUAGGGGCUAUGGAUUUGGGUGGGUGGAUCCAUGUGUACAUAAAAAAAGAGGGAGUAAGGUUAAACUGUCAUCUCAUAACUGCGCUGAUUGAUAUGUAUUCUAAGUGUGGGGCUUUGGAGAAGGCACUUGAAGUAUUUCACUCGGUUGACAAGAGAGAUGUAUAUGUAUGGAGUGCUAUGAUUGCUGGUUUGGCAAUGCAUGGUUUCGGUAGGGAUGCAAUAGAAUUGUUCUUGAAGAUGCAAGAGGCCAAUGUGGAGCCUAAUUCUGUAACUUUUACCAAUUUAUUGUCUGCCUGCAGUCACUCAGGGCUAGUUGAGGAAGGUAGAGACUUUUUCCGCCAAAUGGAGCUAGUUUAUAAUAUCGUGCCUGUUGUGAAGCACUAUGCUUGCAUGGUUGAUACUUUUGGUCGAGCAGGUCUAUUGGAGGAAGCCAUGGAGUUUAUCAAGAACAUGCCUAUAACCCCGUCUGCUUCUGUCUGGGGGGCUCUGCUUGGGGCAUGUAGACUUCAUGGCAAUGUUGACCUAGCUGAACAUGCAUGUGCUCGUUUACUUGAAUUAGAACCUCAAAAUCACGGAGCUUAUGUGUCACUGUCUAAUAUCUAUGCCAAAUCAGGGAAAUGGGACAAGGUUUCAGAGUUGAGGAAGGUUAUGAGGGAGAACGGUCUGAAGAAAGAACCAGGUUGCAGCUCGAUUGAGGUUGAUGGUAUUGUUCACGAGUUUCUAGUCGGAGACAAUUCUCACCCUCUAUCCAACAAAAUAUACUCAAAGUUGGAGGAAAUUGCAGCUAGAUUAAAAUCGGUGGGAUAUGUACCAAAUAAGACACAACUACUUCAACUUGUUGAAGAAGAAGAGAUACAGGAACAUGCAUUAUAUCUUCACAGUGAGAGGCUAGCUAUUGCCUUUGGACUUCUUACUAUAAGCCAAUCUCAACCUAUUCGGGUCGUGAAGAACCUUCGUGUUUGUGGAGACUGUCACUCUGUUGCUAAGCUCAUAUCUAAACUUUAUAAUAGGGAAAUAAUUAUACGAGAUCGAUACAGAUUUCAUCAUUUCAAAGGAGGAUAUUGCUCUUGUAAGGAUUAUUGGUGAAUAUUAUACUCAGAUUCGCAUCUAAAAUUAUAUUCUUGCAUGAACUGAACCUUAGAACUUGAAAGCAUUGAACCCAAGGACUUUCUGGUGUAGAUGUUACUUCAACUAACGGCACUGUGAAAAGAACAUUUGCACAGAACUUAAUAGGC
This is a messenger RNA of Olea europaea var. sylvestris, 2751 nucleotides long. Its product is annotated as pentatricopeptide repeat-containing protein At2g29760, chloroplastic. Bases 392 to 2602 code for a protein of 736 amino acids. The record is from RefSeq and is a predicted model, not a curated record. Gene Ontology annotation, biological process: RNA modification. The transcript has a single exon. NCBI's taxonomy places the organism in Eukaryota, Viridiplantae, Streptophyta, Magnoliopsida, Lamiales, Oleaceae. Gene Ontology annotation, molecular function: protein binding; zinc ion binding; RNA binding.